Amoebophrya sp. A25 is the source of this 262-nucleotide messenger RNA. Lineage: Eukaryota; Dinophyceae; Syndiniales; Amoebophryaceae. The record is from the annotation of a GenBank genome assembly.
GACGAGCUUUGGUUCAACUUGCAAAUGUUCAUGUCCUACAUGAAACUCACGCCCAUUGUCGAAAAAAUUGUCCUGGAAGCCAACAACUAUUAAGGGUAGGUUAAAGGUGCUUUUCUUAUCGUUUGUUAUAGCUCUCCUAAGAGGGACGGCCAUAACAAACGGAAUAAACGAACACCAAAAGCCUACCUCUAAAACUACGAGGAUGAAAAUACUGCUGCUGACCCUGGCCACGACUUUCAGGCAACAAAGGAGCAGAGUCGGG